AUGGGCUCAUUUGGUGAGAUUACCGAGUUCGGGCAUGGAUUCAAAUCCCAUUUCCUGUUUGAUCCCAAAUAUACCAAUUUGAAUCACGGGUCAUUUGGCAGUUAUUCUUUGCCCGUUCGCAAUGCGCUGCGCGGUUAUCAAAAGCUGGCAGAAGCCGCUCCCGACAAAUUCUUGCGGUACCAGUACAUUGAUCUUCUGGACAAAUCCAGAGAACGAAUAGCACGACUCCUCAAUGUCCCAACAGAUGAGUGCGUGUUCGUCAGUAAUGCCACAUCAGGUAUCAACACGGUGUUGCGCAAUCUGCAAUACAAAGAAAAAGAUUGUAUCAUAUAUUUUGACACAAUCUACGGUGCAAUUGAGAAAACGCUGGCUUCGAUCGUCGAAACCAAUCCUCAACUUCAACUUCGAAAAGUGGGACACGGACAGGAUUUUGCCUACUCCCUUCCAUGCACUCAUUCCGAAAUCCUCAAUGCAUUAUCACAAACCAUUUCACGAGUCUUGUACGAUGGAUUAACACCAAGGAUAUGCAUUUAUGACACCAUAGUGUCCUUGCCGGGAGUUCGCUUCCCCUUUGAAAGGAUCACCAGGAUGUGCAAGGAAUAUGGUAUCUUGAGUAUGGUGGAUGGUGCUCACGGCGUUGGUCAGAUCCCUUUAAAUCUAUCCCAACUUGAUGCCGAUUUCUUCGUGAGCAAUUGCCAUAAAUGGUUGUAUACCCCCCGAGGCUGUGCCGUUCUCCACGUGCCCAAGCGCAAUCAACAUUUCAUUCGAACGACUUAUCCUACCUCGCACGGCUACAAACCCCGAGAAAACUCCUCGGCCUCCAUUCGGAAUCCACUUCCACCCACGGAUAAAUCGGAUUUUGUCAAUUUGUUCCAAUUCGUGGCCACCGCCGACAACUCCCCUCACUAUUGUGUCCCAGCGGCGCUGAAUUUCCGCCAAAAUUUAUGCGGGGGAGAGGAAGCCAUUUAUAAUUACAUCCGUGACUUGGCUCAACGAGGAGCUGAUCUUCUCGCCAUGCUUCUGGGAACCGAAGUCAUGGACGAUCUGGGCGCUGGAUACGGACUCAAAACAAUGGGAAGUUACGAAGCCAGUGAUCGUCGUGAUGGAGGACGGAUCGGUUGGUCUGGCGGUCUGAGGGAUUGUGCCAUGGCCAACGUCCUGCUACCAAUCACAAUCGUGGGCGCAUUCUCUCGGGGAAGUAUCAGUAUGGGCCCCGGUGGAGCUGGAAGUGCAGGUGGACUCUCCCCUGCUCUGCGACAGUCCUCAUAUGGAUUUCCUAGUGCUGGUAGCACCACACAAUCGCUCCGAUCAGCUUCUGGGGGUACCACCUUGGCCGAACCGAGGCGGACUCCUUCUCCCCUCAGUUCCCCCAGUCUUCAUUCGGCAGGCCCCAUUACUAUCCAAGAAGCAGAUGUCGCAACACAUAUCGCCUGGAUGGAAAAGACACUGGUGGACGACUACAACACGUUCGUUGCCAUCUACGAGUAUGAUGGAAAACUCUGGACUCGGGUAUGCGGCCAGAUAUACCUAGAACUCAAGGACUUUGAGUGGCUGGGCGGAGUUCUGAAAACUCUCUGUGAACGGGUCCGAUCCGGGGAGAGUUUGCGGGGGAAGAAUACACCAGGACUCGACGAUGUGGAACUCGAAGCAUUGAGUUUGCGAUCCCCCAUGCCAUCGAGACAGGGGACGUCAACGUCUGUCGCGAAGAGGUUCGAUGUCACUCAGGGCGGCUGGGUUGCAUGA
Rhinocladiella mackenziei CBS 650.93 is the source of this 1743-nucleotide messenger RNA. RefSeq lists its product as uncharacterized. NCBI's taxonomy places the organism in Eukaryota, Fungi, Ascomycota, Eurotiomycetes, Chaetothyriales, Herpotrichiellaceae. The coding region runs from base 1 to 1743 and encodes 580 amino acids. The transcript is spliced from 4 exons. The record is from RefSeq and is a predicted model, not a curated record.